This is a messenger RNA of Elaeis guineensis (African oil palm), 2250 nucleotides long. RefSeq names its product LEAF RUST 10 DISEASE-RESISTANCE proteinUS RECEPTOR-LIKE PROTEIN KINASE-like 2.1. Gene Ontology annotation, molecular function: ATP binding; polysaccharide binding; protein kinase activity. Gene Ontology annotation, biological process: protein phosphorylation. Lineage: Eukaryota; Viridiplantae; Streptophyta; Magnoliopsida; Arecales; Arecaceae. The record is from RefSeq and is a predicted model, not a curated record.
UAUGUUUUCGUCCCUUGCUCGACUUCUCAUAGCUGUAGGGCCCGCUCAACAAGACCGAUGCAAAAUCUAGAGGCUAUCGGAAUGAUAAAACUCUCCUCCCCAUUAAGGCAUCACUUGCCCAACCAAUUUUAUCAAAGUAUCAACCAUGCCUUGUAGAAUCCCCUCAUCACCUCCUCCCUUCCUCAUCGCCCUGGUCUUCCUCCUAUCCCUCCUCAUCUCCACCAACGCUUACCUCGUGAAUGGCCCGCCGACCCAAUUCUGUCCGAAGUCGAUCUGCGGCAAAAACGUUAUCACUUACCCAUUCUGGCUAGCUCAGAAUCUAUCAACCAUCCCCUCCACCUACUGUGGCUACCCAGGAUUUGCACUGAUUUGCCAAGAUGACAUUCCAAUCCUCUCUCUCGGCUCCAACAACUAUACCGUGACCAACAUCGAUUACCAGAAACAAACAAUCUCGCUAGCCGACACGGAUGUCCUCGCCGCCGGAACCUGCCCCAGGCCCCGGCACAACCUCACCCUUAUGGACACUUUGUUCCUGAGCAACAGCGCCUACUCAAGCUACCUCAACUACAACCCCUACAUAAACUACCUAAACUAUCACCCCAACCUAAACUACCUAAACUACACCUCCUUAGACACCAACCUCACCUUCUUUCUCGAUUGCUCGGACGGUCCAUCAGAACGCCGAGUAACCUGCUUUUCCGAAAGCGUCGGUAAGGAGUCUUACGUCUUCACCGAACGUGAUUUUUCGGACAUCAAAGAAUACGAAGGGGUGCAGCAGUGCCAAGAUAUUGUGGUGGUGCCGGUACUCCAUCAGGAGGUGAACUGGGGAAACUUGAGCGCUUUGUCUAGCGACUUUGGAAGGGUGUUGAAGAAAGGCUUCCAGCUGGGCUGGUCUGACAAGACCUCAGCAGAGUGCGAUCCCUGCGAGCUCUCCGGCGGGCGCUGCGGGUACCAGUUUACCCAGGCCAGUUUUGUCUUCGCCUGCUUUUGCUCCAACCGAGUGAGCCACCAACAUUGCGGAACUCACAAUUCAAAGAAGACAAGAAUCAUGAUAGGAGUCUUUACUGCCUCGGCAGGAUUAUCUUUGGGGUGCUUAAUCCUUUUAGUCCAUCUUCUUCGUCACAUAAAGUCUCACUCAAAGAACGUGCAUGGCGUUGAAGACCUGCUACAUAAAUAUGGAUCCUCAGUGCCAAAAAGAUACAAGUAUUCAGAAAUUAAGAGCAUGACCAAAUCCUUCAGUCACAAGUUAGGGCAUGGUGGUUGUGGUAAUGUGUUCAAGGGUAAUCUCUAUGAUGGUCGUCCGAUAGCUGUGAAAGUCUUGAGUGAGUCUAAAGGAAAUGGCGAGGAAUUUGUCAACGAGGUAGCCAGCAUUGGCAGAACUUCCCAUGUAAACAUUGUUUGUCUACUAGGCUUCUGUUUGGAGGGGUCCAAGAGAGCUCUCGUCUAUGAAUUCAUGCCAAAUGGAUCACUUGAGAAAUAUAAAUACACGGACAUAGUAGAUGCAAAGAUUAAACUUGGUUGGGAAAAAUUAUAUGAAAUCACAGUUGGUAUUGCCCGAGGGCUAGAGUACUUGCAUCGUGGGUGUAACACUCGCAUAGUACAUUUUGAUAUCAAGCCUCAUAAUAUCCUACUAGACCAAAAUUUUUGUCCCAAGAUUGCUGAUUUUGGGUUGGCAAAAUUAUGCCUUUCGAAAGAGAGCAUCAUUUCAAUAGCAGGUGCUAGGGGAACGAUUGGGUAUAUUGCCCCUGAAGUCUUCUCUAGGAAUUUUGGAGUUGUCAGCAGCAAGUCUGAUGUUUAUAGUUAUGGGAUGAUGGUGCUAGAAAUGGUUGGUGCGCGGAAAAAUAUAGAUGCAAGAGAAGAGAAUACUAGUGAAAUUUAUUUUCCAGACUGGAUUUAUGACCAUCUCCAUCAAUAUGAUACCCUAGAAGCUUGUGGAGUGACUGGCAAGACUGAAGAGUUUGCCAAAAAGAUGAUCAUAGUUGGGUUGUGGUGCAUACAAAUACGCCCUGCCGAUCGACCUUCAAUGAAUAGAGUAGUGGAUAUGUUGGAAGGAAGCAUUAGUGACUUACAAUUACCAUCAAAACCAUAGUUAAUUUCUGUUUUAGAAUCAUCGACGAUCCUAAUGUUUCGACAGCAUGUAUUCCUUGUGAUACUAAACUCACUGUACUUUCUCGCUCUGUUAAAUAAUAAUCUCUAAGCUCAUACUUAUGCUGCCAUGAAAUAACAUGGUUAAUCUCAUUUAUUUUUCUA